UCAACCGUCGACAGUCCUCGACACUCUUCAAUCGGCUCAUCUGCCCCCAGCAACCGACUCUCGGGCCGGCCGGAGACAACUGGUUCGCCGGUCUAUCCGCUCGUCUGUCCGCCUGCCGAAGAGGCGCAAGCCUGCUGGUCUCGGUGCUCCGGUGUCAUGGGUCUCGAGCCUGCCGUGAUAUCCGCCUCGGGCCAGCUGUACCAUCUUCUCGUCGUACCGGUCGGCCUGCCCGGCGCCUGGGACACCCUUGCCCAGGUGCGACUCGGACUGUUGCGCGCCUACUAUUGGACGGCGCCGAGUUCGAGACUCGCAGAUCGGGCGAGACGGAGACCUGUCGACGCGGAGUGGUCCUCUUCGCGUCAGCUGCUGUCGUCGGCGCCGCAGAAUCCACACGUCCCGGACCCCAGAAGAGGUGGUCAGGCCGUUUCUGUGGCUCUUGUCGCCAAUGCGCAAAGGCUGGAGCAGAGUUGUCAAGAGGUUGGAGAGCCCGAGAAUGCGGCCAAUUGGGCGGAUCGUCGUCUCGUGGCGGGUUGGACAAAUGAGAGCACUGCCGAUCUGGUCACCGGGACUCAUGCGCAACACCGACUUUUGGGCCACAUAAUGGCGCCUCUAGAGUCGAGUCAACCCAUGAAGACUGAGGAGGAGUACAGUUCUACUGUGAAAGCAUCGUUUACUCCUUCAGAACCGGUGGAGAUGUCGCGGGAGUUUGGCAAAGACGAAAUGGAACGAGGCGAACUGACUGAAAUGGAGCUACAUCGCGAGGCGAAAGGAGGCGAGGCCGAGCAGCGAGAGGCUUUGGAAGACCUGGAGCCUCGAGAAGAAAUGGAGGAGGAUGUAGACGAGUUGGAGGAAAUGCGGGAGGAGAGAAAGGCGCGUCAACAGGCCGCCGUCAAGGCGACCGGCGAUCCGAUCGAGAUAACUCUGGCUCAGCUGAUGAGGCUGGAGGCGUAUGCGGCCUGCAUUUUGUGA
This is a messenger RNA of Protopolystoma xenopodis, 969 nucleotides long. The record is from the annotation of a GenBank genome assembly. Lineage: Eukaryota; Metazoa; Platyhelminthes; Monogenea; Polystomatidea; Polystomatidae.